AUAUCUCCACCUGCUUUGCCGAGUUCAAUCGCGGCGCCGGCGCCUCGGCCCGGCUCUUCGAGCUGCGCGACCGCGUGCCCACCUCCCUGGUGAACACCCUUCCCGAGUCGGGCUACGUGGACCAGGUCCUGCCGGAGGUCCGUCGGACCCUCGGGACGCUGACCCUCCCGAUGGCUGACAUCCAGGGCGCCAUCGCCAUCCGUGGCCUGGACUUCGCCUUCCCCAGUCGCCCGGGCCAGCCGGUCGUGACUGGCCUGGAUCUUGACGUCCGCCCUGGUGAGACUCUGGCCCUUGUCGGUGAGUCUGGCAGCGGCAAGUCCACCCUGCU
Fonticula alba is the source of this 328-nucleotide messenger RNA. RefSeq lists its product as hypothetical. The record is from RefSeq and is a predicted model, not a curated record. Gene Ontology annotation, molecular function: ATP binding; ATPase-coupled transmembrane transporter activity; ATP hydrolysis activity. NCBI's taxonomy places the organism in Eukaryota, Rotosphaerida, Fonticulaceae. The annotation marks the transcript as partial. Gene Ontology annotation, cellular component: membrane. Gene Ontology annotation, biological process: transmembrane transport. The transcript is spliced from 2 exons.